AUGGCUUUCAAGACGUGGUUGUUGACGGCCCUCGUUGGUCUUGCCAACGGCCUGGCCUCAACCGACACCAUCACUUGGGGAGGCGACAAUUCGCGAGCCGGGUACCAGACCCAUCACUCUCACCUCAUACUCCGUCUCUCCCCCGGUGCCGAUCGUUGUCUCGUCGCAAUGGCACCGCUCCGCUCGGCGGGGAAUCAAUCAAUCUUGGAGAACAGCAACUGA
Molecule: messenger RNA, 222 nt
Organism: Colletotrichum spaethianum
Lineage: Eukaryota; Fungi; Ascomycota; Sordariomycetes; Glomerellales; Glomerellaceae
Exons: 2
Coding region: 1-222 (73 amino acids)
Source: RefSeq, a predicted model, not a curated record